This is a messenger RNA of Elgaria multicarinata webbii, 744 nucleotides long. RefSeq names its product EBP like (gene EBPL). NCBI's taxonomy places the organism in Eukaryota, Metazoa, Chordata, Lepidosauria, Squamata, Anguidae. The record is from RefSeq and is a predicted model, not a curated record. Gene Ontology annotation, cellular component: endoplasmic reticulum; membrane. Gene Ontology annotation, molecular function: cholestenol delta-isomerase activity. Gene Ontology annotation, biological process: sterol metabolic process.
AUGACAUGUAAUGGAAAAAUGGCACCUGCUGACGAUAGCAAUGGGGCUUCUCCUUGGGGUCCGCGGCCUCCUUUGCUGCUGCUGGAGAUGGCGACGGGUGAUCAGCUCCAAGCCGAGGCAGUGGCUCCCCCUUGGUUGUUCAGCCAGGUGUCGGGAAUGUUGUUGGCGCUGUGCACAGGCCAGCUUGGGCUGGGCUGGGUCUUGGGCCAGUGGCUGAGCCAAUAUACUGGGGCCUCCCAGGCAGAUUGCUGGAUCUUGAGCUGGCUUUGCUAUGACAUGCUGGUCCAUGGCACUCUGGAAGGAUCAUUUGUUUACCUGUCUCUGACAGGAAAUGUUGUAAAAUCAGACAACAUAAUUGCUUCACUAUAGAAGGAAUAUGGCAGAACAGAUGCAAGUUGGCUAUACUCUGAUAGUACUAUUGUCCUAGAUGGUCUUUUAGCACUGAUUCUGAUUUAUGCAAUUCUUAAACAAAAACAUUACCAAUACUUCAUGCAAAUUACGUUGUGUAUUUGUGAAUUACAUGGCGGAUGGAUAAAAGAGUGGCUCCUUGGAAGCCCCAACUUAAACACCAGUAACUGGCUUUAUCUAUGGAUCUAUUGUAUUUUUAAUGGUAUAUGGCUAAUUAUCCCUGGAUCAUUAAUGCAGUCUUGAAUAGCACUCAAUAAAAUGCAUCAAGAACUAUCAAACAGCAAAAAAGUAAAUGAUCCAGACAUUGUAAUUAUCCUGAUAGUUGUAGAGACUUAG